This is a messenger RNA of Piliocolobus tephrosceles (Ugandan red Colobus), 727 nucleotides long. RefSeq names its product pepsin A-2/A-3-like. Gene Ontology annotation, biological process: proteolysis. The transcript is spliced from 4 exons. The record is from RefSeq and is a predicted model, not a curated record. The annotation marks the transcript as partial. Gene Ontology annotation, cellular component: extracellular exosome. Lineage: Eukaryota; Metazoa; Chordata; Mammalia; Primates; Cercopithecidae. Gene Ontology annotation, molecular function: aspartic-type endopeptidase activity.
CCCUUCCUUCCUUCUUCCUCUCUUAGACCAGCUUCUCUUCCCUCUGGGGCUGCCGCAGCACCCGGUGAGCAGAAUCCUCGCCUAAUUCCUCUUCCUCCUCCAAACCACAGGGUCCCCCUCGUCAGAAAGAAGUCCUUGAGGCGCAACCUGUCCGAGCAUGGCCUGCUGAAGGACUUCCUGAAGAAGCACAACUUCAACCCAGCCAGGAAGUACUUCCCCCAGCGGGAGACGCCCACCCUGCUACACGAACAGCCCCUGGAGAACUACCUGGAUACGGAGUACUUCGGCACUAUCGGCAUCGGAACCCCUGCCCAGGAUUUCACCGUGAUCUUUGACACCGGAUCCUCCAACCUGUGGGUGCCGUCAGUCUACUGCUCCAGUCUCGCCUGCACCAACCACAAGCGCUUCAACCCUGAGGACUCCUCCACAUACGAGUCCACCAGCGGGACCCUCUCCAUCACCUACGGCACCGGCAGCAUGACAGGCAUCCUCGGAUACGACACUGUCAAGGUUGGAGGCAUCUCGGACACCAAUCAGAUCUUCGGCUUGAGCGAGACCGAACCCGGCUCCUUCCUGUAUUAUGCUCCCUUCGACGGCAUCCUGGGGCUGGCCUACCCCAGCAUUUCCUCGUCCGGGGCCACACCCGUCUUUGACAACAUCUGGAACCAGGGCCUGGUUUCUGAGGACCUCUUCUCUGUCUACCUGAGCGCGUAAGUUGGGUAGAGAG